Camelina sativa (false flax) is the source of this 587-nucleotide messenger RNA. RefSeq lists its product as uncharacterized. The record is from RefSeq and is a predicted model, not a curated record. Lineage: Eukaryota; Viridiplantae; Streptophyta; Magnoliopsida; Brassicales; Brassicaceae.
UCACCUUUCACCAAAUUCUUUUACAUUUCAUCACCUCUCUCUUUUGUCUCUAUUUGCAUCAUCUUUUCACAUAUUACCUCUAUUGUUUUAUAUAUUUUUCUUGUGAACUUUUCGAACAUGUCGCUAGACGGAUCGGGACUCGGAGGGAUGGCUAUGGCUGUGGCUUACACGGCAAGGAAGUUUCACAGAGAGAACAUGAAGAGUCUGACGACAAACGCAGCCACAACCGCCGGUGGAGUCGAGGAGAACGGUGGAGGAUCCGGCCGAUGGUUCUUUAGAAAGCUGAGCACCAAGAAAAACUCUGCUAAAGUUUGUGAUCUUAUGGUUACAGAAUAAUAUUAAGCUAAGAGAUGAUGGUCAUGUCCUAAAUUAAUCAAAUUAAUAUAAGGAAUAAAAAGUUAGAAUUUUUCUUUGCGAUUUUAGGCUUAGCACUUUCGUGUGUUUACUUUAUGUUUGAUUGUGCCUAUCGUGAGAUUUUCUUAUGUUUCUUUUUUUGGUUUAAGUCUAAGUAUUUACUAUUUAGAGUGGAGGUUUUUAUAAAAGCUGUAAAGAGCUUCUAUAAUCAUGCAGCUCGAUCGUUUCUGACU